AUGGCGCAGCUAAUUGCAGAUCGUCUUGGCAUCAAUAUGACGCCGACGACCGUCAAAAAGUUCUCCAACGGCGAGACAUCUGUUCGGAUCCACGAAUCUGUCCGAGACGAAGACGUGUUCAUUCUCCAGACUGCAUGUGGACCGAAUUGCUCCGUGGAUGACUCCCUCAUGGAACUCUUGAUCCUAAUCUCGGCGUGCAAGACGGCUUCAGCACGUAGGAUCACGGCCAUCAUCCCCUUUUUCCCCUACUCGCGCUACUCGUUCAAGGACAAGUCUCGCGCACCCAUCACGGCCAAGUUUGUCGCCAACAUGCUCACGGUCGCCGGAUGCGACCAUGUGAUCACGAUGGACCUCCAUGCGUCGCAGAUUCAAGGCUUUUUCGAUAUUCCCGUCGACAACUUGUACUCGGAACCGAUUAUGGUAGGGUUUAUCAAGAGGUGGAUCAAGGGCUGGAAGGAGAGUGUCAUCGUCAGCCCGGACGCUGGUGGUGCAAAGCGUGCUAGUAGCGGAAACAUUGCCGAGCGCAUGCAGGUCCUCGUUGGAGAUGUGAGCGGCAAGAUUGUGAUCCUCUUGGAUGACAUGAUCGAUACUGGCGAUACGCUUUCGUUGGCUACAAACACGCUCCACGAAAACGGGGCAAGGGCCAUUUUUGUCCUCGUCUCUCAUUGCACCAUGCAGCCCAACUCUUCCUCGCUCAAAAAGCUCUCUCAGCUCCCCAUUGCGCGCCUCGUCGUCACCAACUCGCUUCCUCAGACACAUCUGAUGGAGGAAGUCAACGAGGAGACGAGAGAUACCAUUACGGACUCGACACCUGUCGACUCUCCGCGUACCACGAGCUCAAAGCUCGACUCUGGGUCCUCGGCUGGGUCAACGAAUGGGUCGAUGAAUGGAAAAUUGCCCAAUGGUCCCUCACCGACCAUGGGCGGAAAACUUACCGUGCUCGAUAUCAGUCCGCUUCUCGCAGAAAGUAUCCGUAGGACUCAUAAUGGCGAGAGUAUCAGUACUCUCUUUGGUGGAUGGGCGGAGCGAGCCGGUAUGACGGGUUCAGGUUUCUGA
This is a messenger RNA of Serendipita indica DSM 11827, 1056 nucleotides long. The record is from the annotation of a GenBank genome assembly. NCBI's taxonomy places the organism in Eukaryota, Fungi, Basidiomycota, Agaricomycetes, Sebacinales, Serendipitaceae.